GACUGCGGACUCGAGAUGCGCCCGAAGGAGCUUGGGCAGAGCUGCGCCGGGGACCGGCCGGGCCCCGGACGCGGACCCGGGGACCCCGCAGCGGUCACCCCUGCUCCCCCGCCCGCAGCCAGUCCGGCUCCAGAGCCCUCGGCCGAGCCCGGACCCGCUCCCGCGCAGGCACCGCGGGUUGGACAGGGAGCAGGAUCCAGAGCAGCCUCCGGAUCCCAAUCCGCCUCGGAAGCCCCUGCCGGAGCUCGCCCGGCCUCCGAGGCUGGAGCCAAGCGGAAUGCGCAGUCCGUGCCCGACAACUCGGACGCGCCGUGGACUCGCUUCGUAUUCCAAGGGCCCUUUGGUCCCCGGGCCACUGGCCUGGGGACUGGAAAGGCAGCGGGCAUCUGGAAGACGCCAGCCGCCUACAUUGGCCGGCGGCCGGGGGUGUCGGGUCCUGAGCGCGCCGCCUUUAUUCGGGAGCUGGAGGAAGCGCUGUGCCCUAACCUACCUCCGCCCUCCAAGAAGAUCACUCCAGAUGAUAUCAAAGUGAUGUUAUAUUUGCUGGAGGAGAGAGAGCGGGACCUGAACACAGCAGCUCGCAUUGGCCAGUCCCUGGUGAAACAGAACAGCGUUUUGAUGGAGGAGAACAGCAAGCUGGAAGCCAUGCUGGGCUCAGCCCGGGAGGAGAUUUUACACCUCAGACACCAGGUGAACCUUCGAGAUGACCUCCUUCAGCUCUACUCAGACUCUGAUGAGGAUGAGGAUGAAGAAGAGGAGGAGGAAGAGGAAGAGGAGAAACAGGAGCAGCAGCAGGAGGAACAGCAGCGUGAUCACGCCUAUGAUGCCCCUAAGCCGACUCCCAGGAAGGGGAAGGGGAAGGUGAAGCACCGCUGCCCACAGCUGGAAGCCAUGCAACGGAGGCUCAAGCUGCUGGAGCAGGAGAACGACCAGCUGAGAGAGGAGGCCUCUCAACUCGACACCAUGGAGGAUGAGGAGCAGAUGCUCAUUCUGGAAUGUGUGGAGCAGUUUUCGGAGGCCAGCCAGCAGAUGGCCGAGCUGUCGGAGGUGCUGGUGCUCAGGCUGGAAAACUAUGAACGUCAGCAGAAGGAGGUCUCUCAGCUGCAGGCCCAGGUCUCAAAGCUGCAGCAGCGCUGCCAGUCGUAUGGGAUGGAGACUGAGAAGUUGCAGAAGCAGCUGGCUUCGGAGAAAGAAAUCCAGAUGCAGCUCCAAGAAGAGCUGCAGGACCUGCGGGAGAAGCACACGGAUGGUGGGAGCAUGCUGAUUGAGACACAGGAGAAGGCGAAGACCCUCCGCCAGCAACCCCGGGUGUCCACUGGGUCUGUCACCCACUACGCGUACGGCGUGCCUCUGCAGGCACUUCCUAGUUUCCAGCAGACCCUGGCUGAGGAGCUCAGGACGUCGCUGCGGAGGAUCAUCUCAGACCCUGUGUACUACACCGAGAGGAAUUAUGGGAGGCCCAGAGGGGACACGCCAAAGCCGAGAUACGAUCUUCGCUACAGUGAGGAGAAGAAGCAGAAACAGAGGUUCCAGGCCAAGGAGGGGUCGAUAGCGGCAAAGGAUGUUGAGCCGGUGGAAGAUUUCGAGCCUGCGGAGGAGCUGGUGCCCGAGGAAGAGCUGGGGGCCACAGAAGAGGUGCUGGCUGAAGAAGGGGUAACGGACGAGGGAGAGCUGGUGUCCGAGGAGACAGAGGCCUGGGAAGAGGUGGAGCCAGAAGUGGAUGAGGCCACUCGGAUGAACGUGGUGACCUCAGCCCUGGAGGCCAGCGGCUUGGGCCCUUCGCGCCUCGACAUGAAGUGUGUGCUCCAGCAACUGGCCGACUGGCAGGAUGCCCACUACAGGAGGCAGCUAAAGCAGAAGGUGCCCCAGAAAGGUGAGUGCUCCCGCAGGGGCCUCCCUCCAGCCAGCCAGCCAAGCUGCAGAUCGUCAAGCCGAUGAAAGGUGAGGGUGGGUGAGCCCCCUACAUGCUCACUUGCCCCAGCCUGGCCCCAAGCAGUGUGCUGAUUUGCAUGAACUUUGCUUAUCAUUUGCAUAGGCACCUCAGGUCCCCUUCAGCGGGAACUGUGGCCCCAGUGCUUGUUUUUGUGGAAUUUGCUUAGGAUUCCAGAUCUCCAUCCACUUUUCUCCUGGGGGCUGGGCUGGGGGUGAGGGCUGGGACUAUUCCCCCUCCCCACGAUCCCCCUGCACCUCAGCUUCCUGUCUCUGCUGCCCCCUUCCUCUGCCCUCCACCUCCACCUUCCCUGUCCCCAAGGCUCCCCAACCCUGCAGCAGUGGCAGCAGCAGGCCGAAACAAACGUGGGGGGUGGGCUCGUGGGGCAGUGGCCCAGGGUGCCAACCCAGGACUUUCAGAGGCUGGAGGAGGACAGGGCUGGCCACCCUCCCUGGGCCUGGGAGGAAGAGGGGCCUUCUGGGGCCACCCAGGCCGCUGGGACAAAGGCUUCCGCCAGCAAGGGCCACAGUUGGACCAGUCCCCUGGGUGAGUCUGAAAGUUGGCUGGGGUCUCCUGCAGGGUGGGGGUGGAUCAGGGCACUUCUCCCCAGCUAGAAACCCCAGGGCUUGCGCACAUCACCUGCUGAGUGCAGGCCUUGUGAGCCCUGCCAUUGUGGAGCUCACAGUGACAUCAGAGAUGAUCUAGUGAUGCUCGUGCAAGUCGGACCCUUUGCACUUGCAUUAGCGCCUUUAAUCCUCGUGCCCUAUGAGUAGUUAUUAUCAUCCCCUUUUCUUAGUUGAGGAAACAGGUUCAGAGAGCUAAGUGACUUGUGCAAGGGCACACAGCGAGGAGGAGAGCUGAGCCUGUCCUCUUCGCUACCGUGUCAUAUCUCCUUCCCUGGCCCAUCCCUCCUCUCUGAUGCUGUCCUGGUGCCCCACCUGGCCUGCUGGGUCAGCCCUGAAGUUUAUAACUUGUUGGCACCCUGCAUUAUACUGGCCUGUCCCCAUUUUUAUGGCCCUUUGGUCACUGCUGGGUGGAGUAACACUGGCCUCAUCAGGGCCGCUCUGUAACGUGCAGGUUGUAAACUGAGCUUUAUGGCAGUGGGCAACCUGCGUAACUGUCAAUGGUGGCUUUCUGUCCCCUUCUGAUGUGGCUGAGCAGACCCCUGCCCGCUGCCCAGGCCGGGCCUGUGGUCAUCAGGCUCCCUGUUCACAUUCACCCCCUUCUCUUCCAGGCUUUGCUGUUUCCCAGCAGCCUGCAGAGGCCCCACAGACAGCUUGAGGCCCCUCCUUCCGCUGCCUGGCCAAGUCCCACCCACCCCAGACCCUCCUUCCUUUCCUCUGAAAUGAGACCCCAUGUCUGUCACCAGCCCAGCCUCUGUCCUGAUGAAUCUCUGUCCUGAUGAGCUUAAGGGCCCAAGCUUCGAUCCUCUUCUGGGACAGGCUGAAGGAGCCCCGGCCCUCAUUCUGCAGCUGGUACACAAGUUGUGGCUGCUGGGCCUGGAUCACAUGGUGGCCCUGGAGCAGAAGCGGGGGGUAGGGGGUGCGGGUGGGGGGCUGGCUACCAGUCCUGGCUCUGAGGCGGGGCCAGCCUGAGCUGGGGUGGGGGCUCGGGUCCCAGGUGUAGGAAGCUGUGAGCACCCUCCUAGUGACACACUCCUCACCCCUUGACCCUACAUGAAAAGCGGCUCCCAAGUUUUUGUUGACUUUAGGGACCUGGCCCUCUGCCCUGUUCUUCGUCCUUUCUUCCCAGUCCCUGACCACUGUUUGUAGCCACAGUGUCUCUGCGUGUGGGUGGGUGAGGGGUCCCUCUGUCUAGUGGUGUGCCUCACCUCCUUCCCCGCCACUGGUGGCCUGAGAGUGUCCAGGCUCCCUACCUGGGCCCAGCCGCUCCCUCCCACUGUCCUCCCUCACGGCCCUUGUUUCCUUGUUCUAGAUGUUCUGCCCUUUUCCUCUGCUUUGCUCAUGAAUAGCUGAGGUCUUGUGCUCAGGCCUCCCGUUGGUGCCUGAUGCACUCCUCACAGCGCUUCUCAGUCUCCUCUUGCUUGUCAACCGUGUUCGUGCCCGCUCGGGAAAUAAAGGAUCUGUGCGCUAA
Microcebus murinus (gray mouse lemur) is the source of this 4024-nucleotide messenger RNA. Lineage: Eukaryota; Metazoa; Chordata; Mammalia; Primates; Cheirogaleidae. The record is from RefSeq and is a predicted model, not a curated record.